AUGAAGGCGACGCCCCUCAUCAUCAAUUGGCACGAUCAAAACGCCCCUGUGUACUCUGCUCACUUCGAGCCUGCAGGCAAGGGGCGUUUGGCUACUGCAGGUGGUGACAAUAACGUGAGGCUUUGGCAGGUUGAUUCUGACGGACCUGAACGGAGGGUAGAAUAUCUCUCUACCCUCUCCAAACACAACCAAGCUGUCAAUGUUGUCCGAUGGGCUCCCAAGGGCGAGAUUCUAGCUUCGGCCGGCGAUGAUGGCAACGUAAUUAUUUGGGUUCCAAGCGAUACACCCCCUUCGAAUUUUGGAAAUGAGGUUCUAGAGGACAAGGAGUCAUGGAGAGCCAAGCACAUGUGUCGCUCUAGCGGAGCUGAGAUCUACGAUCUCGCCUGGUCUCCUGAUGGACAAUACUUCAUCAUCGGCAGCAUGGACAACAUUGCUCGAAUCUACAAUGCCAACUCAGGUACCUUGGUUCGCCAAAUUGCCGAGCACAGCCAUUACGUCCAGGGCGUAGCAUGGGAUCCUCUGAACGAAUAUAUAGCAACCCAGUCCUCAGACCGAUCUGUUCAUAUCUACUCUCUCAAGACCAAGGAUGGCCAGUACACGCUUGGUUCAGACGACAAGGCUCCCAGACUUGCCAGCCACAUCAAGGUAGAUCUGCCACCACGCCGAAUCUCCUCCAGCAGCCCUGCACCUCCGGAUUUUGGUCAUCGUGCCCAGCUAGCUGUUCUCGAGCCCGCUCCAUCUAUUGGGUCCCCAGUGCCUUCUACACCCGGCACACCUACUUCCUCCGCGUUCCCAAUGAACCCUCCGAGUGUUGUCAGUCACAGUCGUCGGUCUUCAUUCUCUUCUCGUCGAUCUGUCUCUCCCGCACCGUCAAUGCCCUUGCCCGCAGUCAUGCCGAUGGAAGCCUCACCAAAGCCUCACUCUGUGGCCACAAGCGUAGGCUUGGGGAUGAAGAAUGCAAACUUGUAUGCUAAUGAAACGCUCACGUCAUUCUUCCGCCGGCUUUCUUUUACUCCUGACGGAAGCCUUCUGCUCACCCCGUCUGGCCAGUAUCAAAAUCAGCAUUCUGGCGAGAAGGACGCUAAGCCAACCACCGAAGUCAUCAACACGGUUUACAUAUACACCAGGGGAGGGAUCAACAAACCACCGGUGGCACACCUGCCUGGGCAUAAAAAGCCCUCUGUGGUUGUGAAAUGCUCGCCAAUCAUUUAUACGCUGAGACAAGCUGCACCAGCGACCAAGCACAUCACAAUCGACACAUCCUCCUCUGAUGAUGCCAUCCCAGCGCUUCCUGAGCCCAUUUCCAAGGAUUCUCCUGGGAGCUCUAUCAUGGAGCCUCCACCUCCUCCAGCUACCGCAGGCUCCGAAGCUGGGUCAACAGCUGGCAAGUCUGAGGCUGGGCUACCCUCGUCUGGGCCCAAGCCUGCGUUCAGCUUAAACUACCGUAUUGUCUACGCUGUAGCAACACAAGAUUCAGUUCUACUUUAUGACACGCAGCAGAAGACACCAAUUUGUGUCGUGAGCAAUUUACACUGCGCCACAUUUACCGAUCUAGCAUGGUCAUCUGAUGGACUUACCCUUAUGAUCUCUUCUUCGGACGGGUUCUGUUCAACCCUCUCGUUUCAGCCUGGAGAGUUGGGUGACGUAUAUAAAGGCGAGGUAGGCCCGCCAAAGUCCUCAGCAUCAGCUUCCAACCCAAAUGUGUUGAGCCAGAACCCGCCGACACCGACGCCAACAACCCAGUUUGCUCCUCCAUCACCAUUCCCUCCCGGGUCUCAGCAUUCGCACCACCAACAUCGUAACUCGGCCACAUCCUUCACCGCACCAUCCCCACCAGCGUCAACGUCGUCGUUCAACAUGCAACGCCCCCACUCCCCUGCGAGGUCCAAUUCCACCUCGUCCAUUGCAACCCAGUCAUCGACAGUUCCCACAAGUGUCGUCAGCAACCCACCACUCAUCGGCGGCAGUGUUCCUGGGCUCACAGCGACCAGCUCGGGCAAGGUGACGGGUGUGCCCAUCACAACACCGCCCGAAACACCCAGAAGUGUGAGCGGCGGUGUCAAACGGGAGGCCAGUGAAAGCGAGAAGGAAGACGGCAAGGAGCCAAAGAAAAGGCGGAUAGCGCCAACAUUGAUUGAUUCCAAGCCGACCUAG
Messenger RNA from Clonostachys rhizophaga, 2154 nucleotides. The record is from the annotation of a GenBank genome assembly. NCBI's taxonomy places the organism in Eukaryota, Fungi, Ascomycota, Sordariomycetes, Hypocreales, Bionectriaceae.